Messenger RNA from Durio zibethinus, 778 nucleotides. RefSeq names its product death domain associated protein. The record is from RefSeq and is a predicted model, not a curated record. NCBI's taxonomy places the organism in Eukaryota, Viridiplantae, Streptophyta, Magnoliopsida, Malvales, Malvaceae.
GUUUUGUUUACGUAAUAAUAAAAACUUACUAAAAUAAAGGAAAACAGAAUUUCAUUAAAAAUUGCAGGUCCAUUCCCGCGCCUCAGCUUACGGAUGAAAAAUGCCCAAUUAGUAUGUAACAUAAACAAAGAGGACCGACCCCAAAAAUAAUUAGAAAGGGUAAAACAAGUAUGUGGUGGGCUACGUCUCUCACUCCUGUCGGACCAUACUUUCCGGUUCCCAUGCCCAUACCCAAACCCACCAAACACCAACCUCACAACGUCUCAGCCAAUUUCCGUUUAUCUAGUCAGCCAGCCGCCUCGAACAGAGGCAACAACUUCAAGCAAGAAGAGGGGAAAGAGAUAAGUGGGUCAGACGUGCUUUGGGCUUUGCAGAGAGCAGCCGCCCAGAAGAAGAAAGCCAAGAGAAGGAAAAAGGGAUCAGCACCAUCUAAAGGUAGUCAUAGAGAAAAGGAUGGCACUGAUUACGGUAAUGUUAGGCCCUUGCAAAUAAAGAACGAGUGGAGUCUUAAGUUGGAUGAGCUGGAAAAGCGUCUUCAGGAGCUGGAAGAGACCACUUGAAUUCACUUUCUUUUUCUUUUUUUUCUUCUUGAUCUUUAAUUUAUCUGCAAGCUGUUAUUACAGUUUAAACAUUCAAGUCUAUUCCUAAAAUCUUGGCCCUGAAACUUGAUAUUUAAUUUGCAAAAUUGCAUAAUUUUCUUGUUUCGCCUUUUUCUUUGAUAGCUGUACUUGACCCACUUCGAUGGUUUAAUGGUUCGAUCUUGGUUCUUGUUUGGCCA